This is a messenger RNA of Coregonus sp. 'balchen', 17391 nucleotides long. NCBI's taxonomy places the organism in Eukaryota, Metazoa, Chordata, Actinopteri, Salmoniformes, Salmonidae. The record is from the annotation of a GenBank genome assembly.
AUGGGUUCGUUGUUCCGAAGUGAAGAGAUGUGUUUGGCCCAGCUGUUUCUGCAGUCUGGAUCGGCAUACGACUGCAUUAGCGAACUGGGAGAAAUGGGUCUGGUGGAAUUCAGAGACGUAAGUAACUUACUGAUUGCUCCCCAAAUAAACAGUCUCAUCUAGCUAGCGCAGGUGUGAAAGUUAAUCUCUCAUUGAUGGUACAGUUGUAUUGUGAGCUGUCAGACAUGAUCAGGUAGGUAGAAUGUUGCCCGUCCCGACCUUGCCCUUGAUCACGACUCUCAGUUCCAGGCAUACAUUACACAAGAGUCAUUGGAUGAAGGGGUCUUCUGUAGGGGGGAGAUCCCUGACGCUCAGUCUGAACAUUAACAUGCACCAUUCAGGAUUCUUUCUCGCCGAUGAAAGAUAAGGGCCAUAUAUUUCGAAAGCGGUAUCGCAAGCAAUGAUUAUUGACGUUUCUAAAUGUUAAAACACAGCGUGGGGAUUGUAGUUCACAUGAGGCAGUCAUGGGCGAAGCUAAUGCCUAAUAACUGUAGGGCAGAAUGCCGCCUAAAGUUUGAGAGCUAGGGAGUUCCUAACACAAGACCUGAUAAGUUAGCUUGUUUCCCAACUCUGGUCCUCGAGUACCCCCAACAGCACACAUUUUUGUUGUAGCCCCUGACAGAAACACCUGAUUCAACUCAUUGUUGGGAGUACUUGAGGAGUGGAGUCUUGUCUAACGUAGUCUGAUUAAUAAUUUUUACAUUUUAGUCAUUUUAGCAGACGCUCUUAUCCAGAGCGACUUACAGUUAGUGAGUGCAUACAUGUUUUUUUUUUUUUAUACUGGCCCCCCGUGGGAAUCGAACCCACAACCCUGAUUUUGGAGAUCAUUUGCAAAAUCGAGUCAAUAUCAGCUUAGACAGGUGUGUGUUCAUGGUGACAGUAAAAAUGUGGCACUGCUCCUACCGUUUCAGCUCAACCCCAGCGUAAACCUAUUCCAGCGGAAGUUUGUCACUGAGUUAAAACGAUGUGAGGAAAUGGAGAGAAUUCUAGGUAAGGAUAAAACCGUUUGGUUUAAUCAUAACUUAAAAGCAGGGGUGAAAGUACAUUUAAUUUCUUACGGUACUGGACUCCCUAUGUGUGUGCGUGCACAUCAUUUUUUAUUUAUAGCCUAGGUGUAAUCAUAGAAUUGCAUAUAGAAUCCCUAUGCAUUUCAUAUGAUCUCUGUGGGCUAAGUAAAGAAUUGUCAUAUAACUUUUAACAUGUAUGACCUUUUAAUGUGGCAUAAACACAACCACUCAGGAUGUGUUCAUCUGGUUGUCAAUCACUUCAAAAAGGCGCUCUUGUAGGCUACCCGCACAAGUUCUUCCACUCACAAAAUAAUUCCAGCGUCCAAACAGUGCACUGUGCACCCGCAAUUUGAUGAAUGGAAAUCACAUUCUGCCAUUAGGCCUACACUUGUAGCCCGAAAUGAUGCGUCCACUGCUGUCCGCGCGUCUCUGUCUUGGCCACUCAUCUCCGCCUUGGCAAAAUGUAAGUGUUCUCGUCAAACCACAACGCAAUUUGGAGCUGGUUUCAAGUCAAUUCGCUAAAUGUUCAUGCGGCUGACAUGCAGUAAUGUUAAAUAAGGGUGUUAUAGCCUAUAGUUUUCUUGGCAUUUUGUGUUAAUUAUUGUGGUAUGCUCACGUUUUAACGGUAUGGUGUACCCCCACUAUUUAUUUUGCAGGGCUGCUGUACCGGACCGUAUAGGUUUACUUUCACCCCUGUUUUAAAAGUGAUGGGCAUUGAUGCACUCCUGAAUAACUCAAUAACUUUCCCACAGUUGCUGUGCAAAUCCCAGUCUCUAUGACAAGACCACUGUACAGUUCUGAGAUACACUGUGCCCUGGCCAAUGAGACUCAUUAAAGGAAUCUAAACUCAGGCUUAAUUGGAGGCAGACGCUUGGAGAUUAAAUUUAGGCCCCCCCAAAAAGGAAAGUACAAGGAGUGUUGGGGAAGGUUUCUCAGAGGAAUGUGAGUUCCUGAGGGAAGAGAGAGAAUUAGUGUGAGGCAGAGUAGAGACUCUUAGAUGCAAUGAAAAACACUGUAUAGUUUUUAAAUGACAACAGAUUAAGCUUAUUGCUAUAGAUGUAUUAUUUGAAACAAAUAGAUUCAGUGACUGUUUGUGUGUUGUGUACUAAGACUUCAAAUCGACAUUUAUUGGUCACAUACACGUGCGUCUUUGACAGGGUACCUUCUAAGGGAAAUCAAGAGAGCAGACAUCCCACUUCCAGAGGGAGAAGUGAACCCGGUUGCACCCCUGCCCAAGCAUGUCCUGGUUAUAAUGGUUAGCUCUCUCUACCUGUCUCUCAUUCUCUAAAAUGUUAUGAAUCCUUUAUCAUAAGAAUGAAGUAUUUUAUUUGUCCCAAAUGGCACCAUAUACACUGAAAUAUAAACGCAACAUGUUAAGUGUUGGUUCAAUGUUUACAUCCCUGUUAGUGAGCAUUUCUCCUUUGCCAAGAUAAUCCAUCCACCUGACAGGUGUGGCAUAUCAACAAGCACAUUGUGCUGGGGACAAUAAAAGGCCACUCUAAAAUGUGAAGUUUUGUCACACAACACAAUGCCACAGAUGUCUCAAGGUUUGAAGGAGUGUGCAAUUGGAAUGUUGACUGCAGGAAUGUCCACCAGAGCUAUUGCCAGAUAAUUUAAUGUUAAUUUCUCUACCAUAAGCCGCCUCAAUGUCAUUUUAGAGAAUCUGACAGUACGUCCAACCGGCCUCACAACUGCAGACCACGUGUAACCGCCAGCCCAGGACCUCCACAUCUGGCUUCUUCACCUGCGGGAACGUCUGAGACCAGCCACCCGGACAGCUGAUGAAACUGUGGGUUUGCACAACCAAAGAAUUUCAGCACAAACUGUCAGAAACCGUCUCAGGGAAGCUCAUCUGCGUGCACAUCGUCCUUACCAGGGUCUUGACCUUACUGCAGUUCGGUGUCGUAACCGACUUCAGUGGGCAAAUGCUCACCUUCAAUGGCCAAUGGCACGCUGGAGAAGUGUGCUCUUCACGGAUGAAUCCUGGUUUGAACUGCACCAGGCAGAUGGCAGACCGCGUGUGCAUGGCAUCGUGUGGGCGAGUGGUUUGCUGAUGUCAACGUUGUGAACAGUGUGCCCCAUGGUGGUGGUGGGGUUAUGGUAUGAGCAGGAAUAAGCUACGGACAAUGAACACAAUUUAAUUUUAUCGAUGGCAAUUUGAAUGAACAGAGAUGAUCCUGAGGCCCAUUGUCGUGCCAUUCAUCCGCCGCCAUCACCUCAUGUUUCAGCAUGGUAAUGCACGGCCCCAUGUCGCAAGGAUCUAUACACAAUUCCUGGAAGCUGAAAAUGUCCCAGUUCUUCCAUGGCCUGCAUACUCACCAGACAUGUCACCCAUUGAGCAUGUUUGGAAUGCAAUGGAUCGACGUGUACGACCGCUUGUUCCCGCCAAUAUCCAGCAACUUCGCACAGCCAUUGAAGAGGAGUGGGACAACAUUCCACAGGCCACAAUCAACAGCCUGAUCAACUCUAUGUGACGGAGAUAUGUCUUGCUGCAUGAGGCAAAUGGGGGUCACUCCAGAUACUGACUGGUUUUCUGAUCCACACCCCUACCUUUUUUUAAGGUAUAUGUGACCAACAGGAUGCAUAUCUGUGAAAUCCAUAGAUUAGGGCCUAAUGAAUUUAUUAUAAUUGACUGAUUUCCUUAUAUGAACUGUAACUCAGUAAAGUCUUUGAAACUGUUGCAUGUUGUGUUUAUAUAUUUUUGUUCAGUGUAUUUACUAAAUGGAGAAUAGGGUGCCAUUUGGGACACAUCCCGUAUUGUCAUUGCUAAUUGACUCUGUAUGUAUGGCUGUCUCCAGGAGCAGUUGCAGAGGCUGGAGGUGGAGCUGAGUGAGGUGACCAGGAAUAAGGAGAAGCUACAGAAGAACCUUCUGGAGCUGACCGAGUACACACACAUGCUGCGUAUCACACGCAACUUUGUGCACCGCGGCACAGAAGUAAGUCCUGCAGCUGCUCCACAAAGCAGGAUCCCACUACUGUACAACACUCUGCCCUACUGUUUGACUUCAGAGCACUUGCUUUGGUAUGCUUGAGGAGACUGAAACUAUUUAGUAUCGCAUGAUUUGGCUUGGCUGCUUCCAUUGUGAGACUUUCUUUGCUCUUUCCUCCCCUCUAUAUAGGAGGUUUUGGGGGAUAAAUCUUGGAUUAGCCAAAACCAUGCUGCUUGUCUUUUACUCAUUCAUGCAUGGCCAAAAUGUUGCCCUUUUUCGAACAAUGUGUUAUGGGGGUGUAUGUGUUUUCUUUCAUGGUAUGUAUUUUGGUAUGCGUGUCCUUACACUGGGGAAAAUGUUAUUUUUCCCAGUGUGAGCCCCUGCAUGCCCAGUAUGAGGACUUCUCCUUCCUAGAGGACUCCAUGAUGGAGUUCACAAGCAUGCAGCGGCUAGGAGCCAAACUAGGGUAAGGGGCUAUCAGCAGACAUAUAGAGUUAUACACACUUGUGUGUAUGUGUGAUUGUUUACAGUAACACCCUGUUUCUCUCCCCUCCCCCUGCAGGUUUAUAUCAGGGCUGAUUCAGAGGGUGAAGAUAGAGGCCUUUGAGCGCAUGCUGUGGAGAGUGUGUAAGGGCUACACCAUUCUCAGCUACUCUGAAAUUGACGAGUAUUUGGAGGACCCUGACACGGUAGGUCAAUCUUGCUCUGUGUGAGAGAUAUUGUUAACCCUUUUCUACAGUAAGUGCUUGAGUGUGAAUGUAAAAUCUAAGAUAAAAGAAUAAGAUACUGUUUACCACAUAGCUAAAUAUAACAGCAUCUGUGUUGGGCCUGUGAGAAGUAAUAAUAAUAAUAUGCCAUUUAGCAGACGCUUUUAUCCAAAGCGACUUACAGUCAUGCGUGCAUACAUUUUUGUGUAUGGGUGGUCCCGGGGAUUGAACCCACUACCUUGGCGUUACAAGCGCCGUGCUCUACCAGCUGAGCUACAGAGGACCACAGAGCCUCUCACCUCUACCUUACUGUGUGUCUAUUCUAAACCACUUCCUGUUCUAUGGUUAUUGCAGGGUGAGCCAACUAAGAGUGUGGUGUUCCUCAUCUCCUAUUGGGGUGAGCAGAUCGGACAGAAAGUCAAGAAGAUCUGUGACUGGUAAUUAAAAUGCAUCUCCAAAUGACCUCCUGUUACACUUUCAGACUGAGGUCAUUCCCCAUCAAACCAUUAGGCCUAAUAUGUUGCCCCCAACAAGCUCUGAAGACGGUGGCUUUAACCUGUGUGAUAAUAACAUCAUAGAUCUCUAAAGAUAGAUUCCUAAAUGUAGUAAUCAGUGGUGAUUUGCCCCUCAGCUACCACUGUCACGUGUAUCCAUACCCUAACAGUAAUGAGGAGAGGAAUGACGUUGUGGAGGGACUCAGGACUCGCAUCCAGGACCUGCACACUGUAAGCUCUCUAAAACUCUUGUCAGCAACAAGAUAGUGGGUGAUGCUUUAUUUAUUUAUUGUUUUUAAAGGGCCAAUCCGGAGUUGAAAUGAUAACGAAGUUGCCUCCCCGUCUCUGUUUUGGUAAAAAGCUGAGGGAUGAGCCUGGAGAAAUGUAACCACUCUAAAAUGUAUAGAUGGAGCUAUGGAUGCAAGGACUGACCAUCCAAGAUAUACAAACUAUAGUUUUAAGCAUGUUUUGAGGCUUUACUGUGUUUGUUUACAUUUACAAUGUUUAAAACUGAUGGGGUAUGAGAGUUGAACUAAGCUCACAAGGCAUUUAUAAGUUAGUGUUUCCCCUAUAUCUAUUUAACAGCGGCAAUUAGAAUUGGAGGAAAUUCACUUUAAAACAGCAACAUUUUGCCAGUUAAAAUGUAAGCUAUCAACGGCUUACUGCUUAAGGUGUUCCUGCUGCUGGAUAUAGCUGUUGAAAUAUAUUGUGCUUGAUGAGGCAUUUUAACAAAGGAGGAUGUUGCAAGUCUUGUGACUUGAGCUGUUAAAGAUAAAAUACAAAAUGAAGCUUGGCUGUUAGUAAAGAAGUGCUGGAGGUAUCCCUCACAGAAUGGGCCUUGUGCUUCUGGCUAGAGCGAGGCAUGGACAGCGGGUGUUUAGAGUGAUUCAGAACAAGAAUUGGAAUGGAGUGUGAGGGGUAGAUUUCUCAGGAGCGAGAGAGGGCGAGCUCUCUCAGGCGCUAGAGCACAUGUCUGUCGUGAUCACUGUGGGGUCACAUGACUUAGCUUGUGCCUUGCUGUCUGGGAGACUGUUAAGAUCAAUCCUUUUGGAUGUUCUACCCCUGGAGGAAAAAAAUAAUUGCAUUAACCUCUGGUCCCAGCACAUGAUCUCCAUAAGGUCUUAGCUGAAGGCUCCCUCUUCUUUUUGUUUCUCGUAACACACACACACACACACACACACACACACACACACACUAAAACUACCAGCAUGCACACUCACAUUCCCUCCCUAGCAUGUGCAUUGGAAGAUUCUCUAUCCUGCACAGAACAUUCUUAGACAGUCAUUCAUAAUUUGCCCACACCCUCUUGAUAUUCUGAAUGGAUGGGAAACCCUCCCAUUAGUUAAAAUGUAAUACUAACCCUCUCCACACGCUGGCUGUCCCCAGGUUCUACACAGGACCGAGGACUACCUGAGACAGGUGUUGAACAAGGCCUCUGAGUCUGUCUACACCUGGGUCAUCCAGGUCAAGAAGAUGAAGGCCAUCUACCACAUCCUCAACCUGUGCAGCUUUGAUGUCACUAACAAGUGUCUGAUAGCCGAGGUGUGGUGCCCUGUCAACGACCUGCCGACCCUGCGGAGGGCGCUUGAGGAAGGCUCUGUGAGUCAGCUCUUUGUUACCAUGGCUCCCUAUGUAAAGUCACUGUUGGGCUUAACUCUUUAACCCCCCCCCUCCCCCUCUAAGUUCAGUAUUUGGCUAAACCAACACAGUCACACACCCAGUCAGCAUGACCUGCUUUUGUAAUGGGGUCAUGGUUUUUGUAGAAAGAGGGAAGUGGCAUUGAUCUUAUCUUGACCACCUCUGAUAAGAUCAAUAUGGUUUAAGCCAUAUUGAAUAAACUAGUCAAGGUCCAGUUGGGCUACCAGGAUUUCUGUCCAUUUAAUUAAUUGCACUGGCUAAUGUGCAUAAUUAAGGUCACAGUCAGUUCAAUGACAGCAGCCCAUGUCAGGGUUCUGCCAGGGGUUUUAGUCCGUUAAACAUGGCUUAAAUUAGGCUUAAAAAAACGAGGCUUAAACGGUGAAAAUGUAUUUGAAUGGUCUAAAAGUAUUUGAACUUACUAGCUAUUUGAUAAGAUGUAAAUUUUCUGUCUUAUCCUCUGGAAAAUAUAAAUGUUAUUGGCUUGCCCUCAAAAAACCUCUAUGUAACCUUAAUAGACUAACAUUGCAAUAAUCCCGGUCUGUCUGACAUUAUUGGCUUGCCUUCACAGAGGAAAAGUGGAGCCACAGUGCCUUCUUUUGUCAACCGUAUCCCUAGCAACGACAUUCCGCCCACCCUGAUAAGGACCAACAAGUUCACCUCAGGCUUCCAGAACAUAGUGGAGGCCUAUGGAGUGGGCAACUAUAGAGAGGUUAACCCAGGUACUGUAAGACCUCGUCAGUCAAUGACCACUGAUUACUACAUUUAGGAAUCUAUCAUUAGGCUUACGGUUUUUCUGUUUUCUGUUUGUUUGCUAUGUGUAUGAGCCACAUGCCCAUAGCCAAAGACACACUUCCACCCUAAACAUGAAUGGACAAUAACGUUUUGAACUUGAGGGAUAGUUGAAUGUGUAUAUGGAAUAUGAUGUCCUGUUUUGUCUAUUGUCUAACAGCUCCUUACACAGUCAUCACCUUCCCCUUCCUGUUUGCUGUGAUGUUUGGAGACCUGGGCCAUGGUGUGAUCAUGGCUCUGUUUGCUCUCUGGAUGGUGCUGUAUGAGGACAACCGCAAACUGAAGCGCACAAGAAACGAGGUGAGCGGGUCAGGGUGUGUGUCUCAAAUGGCUCCCUAUGUAGUGCACUAGGUUUGACCAGGAAAUGUGGUUAGCUAGAUUCUUUCUCCUACAUUGACAUUGGUGUGUUUGUAUGCUCAGAUCUGGAACACGUUCUUCGAGGGCCGUUACAUAAUCCUGAUGAUGGGCUUGUUCUCGGUCUAUACCGGCCUCAUCUACAACGACUGCUUCUCCAAGUCUCUCAACAUAUUUGGCUCGGGCUGGAGCGUCAACGCCAUGUUUAAAUCUGGAAAGUGGGCUUGGUUAGUACUGUGCUAUAAUCUGUUCUGUACUGUACCCAGGGCUCUAAAUUAACAUUUUUCAUUGGUAGAACUGGUGCUCCCAAUUUUAAAAAAAAGUUAGGAGCACCACAUUAAUUUAGGAGCACCAGAAAAUACUUUUUUUUAAAUUGAUUGAGAUACAGUCUAUAUGAAUUCUAGCUACUUUUGAAGCAUGUUAUGCCCUAUAAACUAAUAUGUAACACUGUAAAUACAGUUGUUUAUUAUAAAAGCGAUACAAAUACCUCUCAUUGAAAUUACAAAGUCAUUUGUGGAAUAUUAGGUUUCUACAUUGUGUAAAAGCACUGUUUUCCUAUUGACAUUGAAAAUUGUACACGGUCUCUUUAAAAAUGUCAGGUUUGUGAUGAUGACAUGCAAGAGAUCUGUCAUUCAUUCAUUGCUAUGGUCAUUGAUCUCCUGAAGAAGCUAUCCCUUUCCCUUUCUUUCUGUGCCCCAGAAUGUUUGGAUAUACUGGUAAAGUUACCAGGUUGUUAGCUAGCUAGCCAAUGAGGUAACACGACUCAACAAAGUGUAAACAAAUGGUUAACCACACGAGAGUAGUUUUAGAACGACCCACUACAUGGUUUAUGAAUGUAAAAUGAGGUCCCGGCGACACGCUAUAGGAAGAUGUUGCGCCGGUAAUAUGGGUCAGAUCUUUUGACCUGGUUGAGCUAGAAGCAAUCUGUUUUCACUGUACUAAUAAUGGUGCAACCAUGACACUAAUGAAUCUGCAAUGGUACAGCGACGCCUUAUCAUUACAACAAUUAGUAUCUGGGAGAUUUUAUUUCAUAGUCGCACGGCGCUCCCAAAAUAAAACUCCUGGUCGCAUAGCAAAAUAUUGUGACGCAUAUGCGACCAAAUUGAUGGUACUUUAGAGCCCUGACUGUACCUGUACAGUAAUAUCUGUUCUUGAGAUUACAGAAUAACAUUACAUCACCUGAUAGCUUGCUCUUUGUUAUAAUUGUGUACUUUGGAAUUUUCUGUAAAAGGGAUUCCACGCUCCGCACCAAUGCCGUUCUGACCCUUGAUCCCAACGUCCCUGGGGUUUUCAAUGGACCCUACCCUUUGGGCAUUGACCCGGUAAGUACAUGGCUUUAUGAUCCAUGGUCAUAAACUGCAUUGUCUCUAUGUUCACUACACACACAAGUACACACAAGUUAUUCCCUGUCCCUUCAUAACCAUACACACUUGCCUCUCACCAACCAUAGCCAAUAAAGUAAAUCAUGGGUCAUUACUCAUUUUCAUAAAACAUUUCUUAUAACAAUAUUUGUUAACAAAACCAUCAAUCUGGCUUGGAUGUAGUCUGUCCAUACCUCAACCUGACGGGGUUAUUUUCCUUGUUUCUGCCACUGUGUAGAUUUGGAACUUGGCGACAAAUCGUCUGACCUUUCUGAACUCCUACAAGAUGAAGAUGUCUGUGAUCGUGGGUAUCAUUCACAUGAGCUUCGGGGUCAUCCUAGGUGUCUUCAACCACCUGUGAGUUACAGCACACACACUCCCAACAAUAUCAGCACUGGAAUGAUAAGAACUCUAUAAGAUUAUGGCCAAUUUAAAGAUACAGAAUGUAGUCCUCUGAAUCCUGAAAGCUCGGUUUGUCUGUUCAGGCACUUUAAUGCCCUGUUUGUGUUUGUGUGUCUAUGCAGGCACUUUAAAGCCCUGUUUGUGUUUUUGUGUCUAUGCAGGCACUUUAAAGCCCUGUUUGUGUUUGUGUGUCUAUGCAGGCACUUUAAAGCCCUGUUUGUGUUUGUGUGUCUAUGCAGGCACUUUAAAGCCCUGUUUGUGUUUGUGUGUCUAUGCAGGCACUUUAAAGCCCUGUUUGUGUUUGUGUGUCUAUGCAGGCACUUUAAAGCCCUGUUUGUGUUUGUGUGUCUAUGCAGGCACUUUAAAGCCCUGUUUGUGUUUGUGUGUCUAUGCAGGCACUUUAAAGCCCUGUUUGUGUUUGUGUGUCUAUGCAGGCACUUUAAAGCCCUGUUUGUGUUUGUGUGUCUAUGCAGGCACUUUAAAGCCCUGUUUGUGUUUGUGUGUCUAUGCAGGCACUUUAAAGCCCUGUUUGUGUUUGUGUGUCUAUGCAGGCACUUUAAAGCCCUGUUUGUGUUUGUGUGUCUAUGCAGGCACUUUAAAGCCCUGUUUGUGUUUGUGUGUCUAUGCAGACACUUCAGAAAGAAGUUCAACCUGUACUUAGUAUUCCUCCCGGAGCUGCUGUUCCUGCUGUGUUUGUUUGGCUACCUGGUCUUCAUGAUCAUCUACAAGUGGCUGGCCUUCUCUGCCCGCGACUCCCAGAUGGCCCCCAGCAUCCUCAUCCACUUCAUCAACAUGUUCCUCAUGCAGGGGGACGGGGUGCCACCCCUCUUCCCAGGACAGGUACAAAGAUGGGGAUCACACACUGGCUGCACACUAUUCCCUAUAUAGUGCACUACUAUAGGGCCCUGGUCAAAAGUAGUGCACUGUAUAGGGAAUAGUGUGCCAUUUUGGGACACACCCACUGGGAAAAGGGAGUGGUUUUCCCAGUGGGUGUGAAGACAACCUGCUCCAAAGAUACUUCAGUGAGACUGUAACAGACCUGUAUGUUGUUUCCCUCUGCUACUGUAGGUUGGGCUGCAGGUGUUCCUGGUGGUCAUUGCUCUACUAUCAGUGCCUGUCUUACUGCUGGGGAAACCAGUUUACCUCUACUGGCUGCACAACGGAGGAGCCAACCUCAUGGGAAUGUACAGGGUGAGGCUUUGGGUGUGUCUGUUUCUGACCUCAGAGUCAUGUGCAUGUAUGUGUAGUGUGUCCAUAUAUGAGUCUGUUAUGGUUGUAACAGUCUAUGGUGGUGUGUAGUCUGUUUAUAGGAGUGUGCUCUGGUUGUAACAUGCAGAGUGUGUGUGUGUGUGUCUCCCUCCCCAGGGUUAUGAGCGUGUGCGGCGGCACAGCGAGGAAGAGCUUUCCCUGAUGAGGGCUCAUGACAUGGAGGAGGGCAGUGUCCACAGUGACCUCUCCACCAGCAGAGAGCACCAGAAAGAGGAGGUUAGCUGAUUCAGUCAUCAGUACACUAUGGGUACUAGGGUUGAAUGGCGGGAACCCAGUUACCGAGAUGUACCGGGAUUUACCGCCCAAAGCCACUCCCAUUUCCCAGGAUAAAUAACUGCGAGAAACCGGUAAAUUAUAAUAAAUGAUUAAUAUGAACAGCAUGGCGUUAAAUUAUAUGCGAUGUCUAAAUCUGGCUUCUCUAUGGCCUCAUGAUGAAUCAAUGCUCAUGGUGGGGACAGACAGCCCAUCUCAGUAUGGAGCGCAGUUCACAAUGCAUGUAGACCUACGUAUCAUCUCAUCAUGGUAACUGUUUUUCUUGUGACAGGUAGGUCUACAUUUGAUACAGCAUAGCCUAUGCUACAGUAAUAUAAAGACCGAAUGCGCGUUUAAUUUACCCAUCUCCAUCUGGCAUUCAUGGGUCACCUUUUUUAAAUUGUAAAUAUAUAUAUAUUUUUUGCAGCUGCGGAGUUUUAAAACAGCCUAUCACUUGAGUAUCGUUGCUUUAUAUCCGUGUACACGAAAGCACUCUCUUCCAGUCUUUCUCUCUCCAUCAACUCCAUUCAAAUUGCAUUCCAAAAUACAUAAUCCUGUUCAAGAUUGAUAUAUAUACAGUGGGGAAAAAAAGUAUUUAGUCAGCCACCAAUUGUGCAAGUUCUCCCACUUAAAAAGAUGAGAGAGGCCUGUAAUUUUCAUCAUAGGUACACAUCAACUAUGACAGACAAAAUGAGAAAAAAAAAUCCAGAAAAUCACAUUGUAGGAUUUUUAAUGAACAUAUUUGCAAAUUAUGGUGGAAAAUAAGUAUUUGGUCAAUAACAAAAGUUUCUCAAUACUUUGUUAUAUACCCUUUGUUGGCAAUCACACAGGUCAAACGUUUUCUGUAAGUCUUCACAAGGUUUUCACACACUGUUGCUGGUAUUUUGGCCCAUUCCUCCAUGCAGAUCUCCUCUAGAGCAGUGAUGUUUUGGGGCUGUCGCUGGGCAACACAGACUUUCAACUCCCUCCAAAGAUUUUCUAUGGGGUUGAGAUCAGGAGACUGGCUAGGCCACUCCAGGACCUUGAAAUGCUUCUUACGAAGCCACUCCUUCAUUGCCCGGGCGGUGUGUUUGGGAUCAUUGUCAUGCUGAAAGACCCAGCCACGUUUCAUCUUCAAUGCCCUUGCUGAUGGAAGGAGGUUUUCACUCAAAAUCUCACGAUACAUGGCCCCAUUCAUUCGUUCCUUUACACGGAUCAGUCGUCCUGGUCCCUUUGCAGUAAAACAGCCCCAAAGCAUGAUGUUUCCACCCCCAUACUUCACAGUAGGUAUGGUGUUCUUUGGAUGCAACUCAGCAUUCUUUGUCCUCCAAACACGACGAGUUGAGUUUUUACCAAAAAGUUGUAUUUUGGUUUCAUCUGACCAUAUGACAUUCUCCCAAUCCUCUUCUGGAUCAUCCAAAUGCACUCUAGCAAACUUCAGACAGGCCUGGACAUGUACUGGCUUAAGCAGGCGGACACGUCUUGCACUGAAGGAUUUGAGUCCCUGGUGGCGUAGUGUGUUACUGAUGGUAGGCUUUGUUACUUUGGUCCCAGCUCUCUGCAGGUCAUUCACUAGGUCCCCCCGUGUGGUUCUGGGAUUUUUGCUCACCGUUCUUGUGAUCAUUUUGACCCUACGGUGUGAGAUCUUGCGUGGAGCCCCAGAUCGAGGGAGAUUAUCAGUGGUCUUGUAUGUCUUCCAUUUCCUAAUAAUUGCUCCCACAGUUGAUUUCUUCAAACCAAGCUGCUUACCUAUUGCAGAUUCAGUCUUCCCAGCCUGGUGCAGGUCUACAAUUUUGUUUCUGGUGUCCUUUGUCAGCUCUUUGGUCUUGGCCAUAGUGGAGUUUGGAGUGUGACUGUUUGAGGUUGUGGACAGGUGUCUUUUAUACUGAUAACAAGUUCAAACAGAUGCCAUUAAUACAGGUAACGAGUGGAGGACAGAGGAGCCUCUUAAAGAAGAAGUUACAGGUCUGUGAGAGCCAGAAAUCUUGCUUGUUUGUAGGUGACCAAAUACUUAUUUUCCACCAUAAUUUGCAAAUAAAUUCAUUAAAAAUCCUACAAUGUGAUUUUCUGGAUUUUUUUUUCUCAAUUUGUCUUUCAUAGUUGACAUGUACCUAUGAUGAAAAUUACAGGCCUCUCUCAUCUUUUUAAGUGGGAGAACUUGCACAAAUAGUGGCUGACUAAAUACUUUUUUUCCCCACUGUAUAUAUAUAUAUAGCCCUAUAUAUAUGUCCUAGCCUACCUCUUUCAGGUAAUAAAUUCAAUGCAGUAUUAGCCUUAUAUUUAGCUAAUUAAUGAUGGGUUAUGCAUAAUAAGCUUCUAACUUAUAGCCUCUGUCUCUUGCGCAAUACGUAAGCACCUGUGCUCCGGUGGGCUUUCUCCUUAAUAAACGCUCCGUAGCUCUUGGAGUCCCAUGCAGGAAAAGCUAGACUAGAAUAGCUUGCUGGACAUUAUUUUUGUAGCAUUUCUUAUACCCAAUAGACUAUUCGAAGAGGGACGCAAGCUCUUUUUUGCUGAAUGUUAAAUACAGCAGCCAAUAGAACUCACAGGUAGUUUGAAAGAAGAGCGAACGCGGGAUGGCGGUAGGCUAUAGCAGUUAUUUAUUCAGACCCAUAACCAUUAAAUCUUUGUCAUCUAAUUCUAGUCCUAUAUUAUUCAAGGAUGUCAUUAGAAUGAUGAAGAUAAGGAAAACGAAACUUAUGUCAUGACGUGCCUUUCAUUAUUGUGAUGACUAUUAUUUAUUGAAUGAUUACCUACUAUGUUUAAUUGUUACUAGAUUAAAUUAAUCAUGUAACAAUUAACUCAUUAGGAAUUUGGGGCACCACGGGAAAAGUUGUUUAACAAGUUACCGUUUCCCGAAUUAACUAUAAAGAUAUCUAUAUAUCUCUUAUCAUUUAACAGUCAUUUAUUAAUCAUUUACCUCAUAUCAGUCUCAUUCUGAAAGUUGUAGGCUCCUUAAGUCUGCACGAACCCGGGUCUUACUGAUUAUUUCAUACCACACAAAUUGAUUUAAUUAUUUAUUUACUAACUAAUAAAAAAUGAUAACACAAGAUACAUACACGGUAUAGGUAGGGAUUAGAAACUUAAUACAAUGAAAACGGGUCCCUAGCGGACUAACACAAUAUGACACUUGUUAGAAAAGAUGGCGAGUUAAAGAGAGCGAGAGAGAAAAACACUUGGAUACACAUGGACCUACGCUCAAAGUAAUCCUAAUAUUUUGCCAAGAACUGCCGCCCGUUUGGUAAGAAGUAAUGCAUGUAUUUACGUGUUUGUCUUCGAUUGUUAGUUGAGGCAACUUUGUCGUCUUCACCUCGUUGAUUUUCAGGGUCAGAACCAAUAUGGACAAAAGCUACAGCUUGAGGUCCGUCUAGUCUGAUCUGAUCAUUCUUAUCUCAGUGUUUUAUGCACUCUGGUAAAGAGGGGCAUUUCCGUCAUACUGACACGCUCUCUGAGCUCCCUCGGGCGUGGCUAGUUACGAGGCAAAAGUAUUAUCAUCACUAUGAUUUUGUUAGAAAGCUAAAAUCACAUUCCUAUCUUCACGAAAACAUUGUCUUCCUCCUUGAUAUUUUCUACCCAAGUUAAAGGAUGUAAGCCUGAUAUCCACAGUGUAAAAGCUCUUCAAGUCACAAUGUUUUCCUUAUAACGCCUUUAUACAAUUUUUUAUGACAUCACAAAAUAGACGUUAAUUUUCCAUAUUCCAUUUCUCAUCAUUCCCAACGUUUGGAUGUUGAAAUAUAUUGUCCCAAUGUUCAUUGUUGGAUGUUGGAGUUUUUGGGCGGCAAAAGUCUCUGAAACAAAGGACAUUCCUUUCACCAUACUAGAGGGCCAGAGAUAGAUUCUCCUAUCUCAAAUGUAUGACAGUAUUAAGAUGUCAAGACCGGUACAGCCACUCCAGGACCUUAAUGUGCUUCUUCUUGAGCCACUCCUUUGUUGAAUACCCAUCCACAACCCAUUUUCAAUGCCCUGGCUGAGGGACGGAGGUUCUCACCCAAGAUUUGACGGUACAUGGCCCCGUCCAUCGUCCCUUUGAUGCGGUGAAGUUGUCCUGUCCCCUUAGCAGAAAAACACCCCCAAAGCAUAAUGUUUCCACCUCCAUGUUUGACGGUGGGGAUGGUGUUGGGGUCAUAGGCAGUAUUCCUCCUCCUCCAAACACGGUGAGUUGAGUUGAUGCCAAAGAGCUCGAUUUUGGUCUCAUCUGACCACAACACUUUCACCCAGUUCUUCAAUCUGAAUCAUUCAGAUGUUCAUUGGCAAACUUCAGACGGCCCUGUAUAUGUGCUUUCUUGAGCAGGGGGACCUUGCGGGCGCUGCAGGAUUUCAGUCCUUCACAGUGUUACCAAUUGUUUUCUUGGUGACUAUGGUCCCAGCUGCCUUGAGAUCAUUGACAAGAUCCUCCCGUGUAGUUCUGGGCUGAUUCCUCACUGUUCUCAUGAUCAUUGCAACUCCACGAGGUGAGAUCUUGCAUGGAGCCCCAGGCCGAGGGAGAUUGACAGUUAUUUUGUGUUUCUUCCAUUUGCGAAUAAUCGCACCAACUGUUGUCACCUUCUCACCAAGCUGCUUGGUGAUGGUCUUGUAGCCCAUUCCAGCCUUGUGUAGGUCUACAAUCUUGUCCCUGACAUCCUUGGAGAGCUCUUUGGUCUUGGCCAUGGUGGAGAGUUUGGAAUCUGAUUGAUUGAUUGCUUCUGUGGACAGGUGUCUUUUAUACAGGUAACAAGCUGAGAUUAGGAGCACUCCCUUUAAGAGUGUGCUCCUAAUCUCAGCUCGUUACCUGUAUAAAAGACACCUGGGAGCCAGAAAUCUUUCUGAUUGAGAUGGGGUCAAAUACUUAUUUCCCUCAUUAAAAUGCAAAUCAAUUUAUAACAUUUUUGACAUGCGUUUUUCUGGAUUUUGUUGUUGUUAUUCUGUCUCUCACUGUUCAAAUAAACCUACCAUUAAAAUUAUAGACUGAUCAUUUCUUUGUCAGUGGGCAAAUGUACAAAAUCAGCAGGGGAUCAAAAAAAAUUUUCCCUCACUGUAGCUACAUCUAUGGGCUUUUAUGUUUUUCUGUUGUGCAUAAUGUGCAGUAGCCCAUAUAUGUAUCGGAUAACGGCACAGUAAUUUUUUUUUUUUGGGGGGGGGAUUGGGCUCAUUUAAAUGUCGUUAAUGUAGGGCUCAUAAAAUAUACCUAAUAUAUGUCUCAUCAGGCUCAGGUAGCAUCAGGUUUGUAUUUUCAUGCUGAUCAAAGCGCUAAUCAAAUCCAGACAAAUUGAAAUGCUUUAUAAUGCUUUUGAAUGACACUUCCGGAUUUGGCGGGAAAUACCGGGUUACCCGGAAGAAAAUUUGUAAAAUACCGGGAAAAUAUUCAACCCCAAUGGGUACUGAAAGUAAUUGGUCCUUCUGUCUGUGUUUUUUCCAGUUUGACUUUGGGGAUGUUUUCCUGCACCAGUCUAUUCACACCAUAGAGUACUGCCUGGGCUGCAUCUCCAACACAGCCUCCUACCUGCGCCUCUGGGCUCUGAGUCUGGCACAUGCCCGUGAGUAUCACCACACCACACAUAAACAAAAAAAUAUUUCUGAUGGAUGAGCGUUUAAAGUUUAUUUUAUUGUGAGAGAGGACCACAUUGGAAAUAAGCCUUUAGGUUUAAUUGUGUUUUAACUUCUGUUUUUUAAAAUAAAUCUUUGUAAUGUUGUCUCUGACUGGAGAAGCCUUCUUUUUAAUUAUGAAUUAAAUGAAUCAGAGACUGUGAGAUGUGACUGUGUUUGUUUGUCCUUGCUCCCCCAGAGCUGUCGGAGGUGCUGUGGUCCAUGGUGAUGCGGGUGGGCCUGCGGAUGGACACCAGUCUGGGCAUCAUGUUUCUGGUGCCAGUGUUUGGGAUAUUCGCCGUGCUCACUGUGUCUAUCCUCCUGGUUAUGGAGGGACUGUCUGCCUUCCUUCAUGCUCUCAGGCUGCACUGGUUGGUUACUUACUAGACUUGCAGAAUUGACAGAGUGAAGGACAGGAAAUCUGUGUAAAAAUGCAACAUAUCACGCCUUUAUAAUGCUUUGGUUAAUGCUUACUCUAUAUUCCGUGAUCUCUGUUCUGUCUCCACAGGGUGGAGUUCCAAAAUAAGUUCUACAGUGGGACUGGAAUCAAGUUUGUUCCCUUUGCCUUCUCCCUCCUGCCCUCCAGCUUUGAGCAUGAUGGCUUGCUGUGA